AUCACCACUUCUGCACUGUAAUCAUAAAUAUAUCCAAGACUUAGCCAAGACCACGUGCUGUCGUGGGUCAAGUCUCCGGACACUGCACGACUUCCGGUUGGACCUACUUCCGGCGUCACCAUCACGCCACGCGGUGGGCACGGCACGUGCAGCAAAGUGUCAGCAGCAUUGCAACGGUUGAAACUAGUACAUUUAGAGCAAUGAAGCGCCUAUUCAAAGUGGGUGAAGAUGUGUUUGCAACCGUGGGCAGUUUUGAUCCUUUCCCAGCUGUUGUGGAGAGUGUGCGGCUGAAUGAUGCAGAGUGCUCAGUAUUUUACUACGUCCGGCUUUUGGGAGCUUCAGAUAGAGUUAUCCCUCUAAAUGAAGAGAACUUGCAACCAAUGGAAGAAAAUAAACACAAAUUCAAAUGGAAAUAUAGUGACAGGGACCUUAAGAAAGAAUCAAAAAUAAGAGUUGAUGCUAUCUUGGGAGCUCAAGAUGAAAUUCCAGAUGUGUUAAUGAAUUUUGUAACUGUUGACAGUGAUUUUGAAGAAGUGUCAGAUGAAACAAUUAAAAAACUAGGCCUAUUCAGUAUUAUGCUUACUCCCACUAUGAUUAAUUGUCUAGAUGAAAAGAUGACUCCCAGGUUUGGCGAGGAAGACGAAAAGUCUGACUUGGAGGAUGACUUUGUGGACGUGGAAGAUUCUGAUGGAACAGAUGAGACAUACAAUGCAAGAAAAAGGAAACUUAAAUCAACCUUGCACUCAUCAUGGCACAAAAAAUAUAAAAAUUCAAGAGGUGCAAAGUCUUUUAAAAGGCACAGUCUCUUAAAAAGCAAUCAAGUUAAUAAGAAGACUGGUGAAAAAAUCCCUCCUAAGACAAAAAGUUCCUCCCUGCAUGCUGGUUUAACCAUAGAUCUGACUGAAAAUGGUGAUGAACAAGAAUAUAAAGAUAAAGACCGACACUUUAGUCAUAAGUGGGGUGGUAGAUUAGCUAGUGGUUCAUUUCCAUGCAAGCUUUGUUUCCGAAAAUUUAGAUCCAAAGGUGAGGCUCAGAGUCACAUGGCACUCCAUAAACCAAAUCGAGGCAAUAAAAGAGCCAUGCAGCCACUGCCUGAAGAUGAUUUCCAUGAAAGUGAAGAUUCCUCCUCAAUGAAGUUUGGUGAAGAUGAGUGGUCAGCCAAACAUUGUUCAAUGGAGCGACAGAGGCGUGCUGAAAUGGCAAGUUUCUUUCAAGAGUUACAAGAUGCAGCAGACGUUCCUCGAGGGUCUUCUAAACUAACCACAUUAUCAACUGCAAAAAGUAGAGUGGACGAGCUUGAGAUGCAAUCUGAGGAACAAGACAGAGAAAUAGCUUUUCUGCAAGAAAAGAAUGCGAGACUAAAAGCAAGAUAUUUAGAACUCAAUCCGGACAAGAAAUAAGAUAGAUAUGUAUGUGUUUAAGUGUAAAGUAAUUUAUAUUUGUUAAUAAAACCACCAAAUCUGGCAAGA
Frankliniella occidentalis (western flower thrips) is the source of this 1469-nucleotide messenger RNA. RefSeq lists its product as uncharacterized. Bases 201 to 1400 code for a protein of 399 amino acids. Lineage: Eukaryota; Metazoa; Arthropoda; Insecta; Thysanoptera; Thripidae. The record is from RefSeq and is a predicted model, not a curated record. Gene Ontology annotation, molecular function: protein dimerization activity. The transcript has 6 exons.